Molecule: messenger RNA, 735 nt
Organism: Danio aesculapii
Lineage: Eukaryota; Metazoa; Chordata; Actinopteri; Cypriniformes; Danionidae
Product: collagen alpha-1(XXIII) chain-like
Exons: 4
Coding region: 322-735 (137 amino acids)
Source: RefSeq, a predicted model, not a curated record
GUGGUGAGCACUGCAGAGCCGUGUAGUGUGUGUCGGAUUUCAUUCUGAGAGAGACUCACGAGCGCGCAGCAGUCUGACAAACCCGUCAAAUGGCACGACCGAAGCACACAGACUCCCACUAGAGCCGGACCUCACUAACUAAUAUCUCCAUGCACUUGAUCGAGCAGCAUGCCUCUGCUGAGGUCGUUUUGAAGAGUGACAUUUUCACGUGAAAAACGGUUAAUUUACUUGAAAGGAAAACUUUAUCAGUGAUCAAGAAUCCCGUCAGACUGAUAAAGAAGUGGAUAAACGUUAACCUGCCUAAAUAUACGCUUCCCAAACAUGGAGGACAUGAAGUCGCGAGUAUCACCUCAGUCCGGUUGGGAGAGGACCUGCGGUCAGCAUCCCUGUCAAAAGCGCCUUUUGACGAACUGGAAGGACGUGUGUGCUUUCUGUGCGUGUUUAAUCUCGUUUGGAGUUUGUGUGUUGCUCUACCUGAGGACGUCAGAUCUGCAGUCCAGAGUGCUGAGUUUGGAAAAGGACAGAGAUCCCCGUAUCUCCAGUUGGAUCUCCCUGGAACAGGUGGAGCCCGUCCUGUGGAGUCGAUUAGAUCAGAUAUUAGAGGAGAAACUAGCUGCACGUCUACCGAAGAUACGGUCGGCUCGGGAUGCACCUCACAGCUGCGUCUGUCCACCAGGACCUCCUGGUUUGAGGGGAAAGAAAGGCCGGGAUGGUUUUCCAGUCAUCCAGUCAUAG